AUGACCUUACAUGACGAAGACGCAAUCUUUUUGAAAGCGGUAUCCUGAACUAUUUGCCUCCAACAUUUGUUCAGGCGUCGAAUCUCUCAUUUCAUCGGUGGUAACUUGGCUUUUUGUUCGGUAAAGCCUAUUUCGCGCCAUUUGACGUCACGGAAAGAAAUAAAUUAGAAAUGAAAGGGGAGAUGAACUCAUAGGGACAUGCGACGAAAGCGGAAAUCCCGUGCAAAGAGGUACAAAUGCAGUGGAAAUCAAUUUAGGCAGUAAUUGAGUUUCUUUUUUAGCAGUUGAGAUUAAAGAGAAAACACCCCGAAGACCUUUCUUGAUUUUUUUCAGAGAUUCGAUGCGACUCUUGAGGAGUGCGAUUUCCUGGCAAGGUGGCCGUCUCGCGGUGGACCAAAACUCAAGCUGAACUUACAAAAGUUCUGGCAAUUGGUGAGUUGGCGUCAAUUUACCCGUGAAAUAUCUGCGGAAACUUAUAUCCAUCGAAAAAUUGCACUUUGGCGCUGACGUAGGAGUUCAUUUUUCGCCUGAUUAAGCUCCAGAUUUUUUGUGUCCUGUUGGUUUUUAGCAUUUCCAAUGUUUUUUAGUUGGUGAGUUACGCAGUAUAUCACCUGUUCCUCGUUCUUUAUUUAUGUUUUUCAUUUGUUACGCACAUGGAAAACUUCUAGUUGACUGAAAGGUUACAACUUUCAUCACGAAAUUUAUAAGCGCACUCAAAAAUAUUUUGAAAAAUUGAGAGAAUUGAAAGAAAUGCUUAGAAAAACAUUUUUUUUUCUCCUUUUCUCACAUAAUUUUUGAUGGGCAGGCUAAGUUGAAAAUCACUAAAUUGGUUAUGAGAUACGGUAGUUUGAAGAAAAAAUCGAGAAUUUGGAUAAUCUUAAUUGUUUUUAAAGAAAAAUAAAAGUUGCUCAAAGAGAAAAGUGAUCUCAUGGGGAGGUCAUUUUAAUUCUCGAUUGGGAAUUUGCAGAAAAUUGACCAGAACACUUUCGAACGUACCAGAAGAAGAUCCCGCUAGUCUCAACUUGCGAAAGUUUUUAUUUUUCAAAGAAAGGAUCUUUUUCGAAAGUCUAAAAAAAAAUCCUGAAAGAUUUUCAGAGAGGUCCGAACGGCAAAUAAAUAUGAACCUGCUUUCUUCCACAUGAUUUUUCCCGAUUUCUCGGAUAAAUGGAAGUUUUUCAGGCCUCCAAGGCUACAGGCGACGUCACAGAAGAUGACGUCAAUGGUCUGCAAGUACUUCUGGUGAUAGAGGCGAAAAGAGUCUACGACGAAGGCCUCGCCGGCCUCUAUUGCGACUGGUUCACGCUGGACGAUCCUUCCCAGCUCAUGCGGCUCUUCGUCAACAAUCAGCCGGUUCCGCAUCAUGUGAGCAUUUUGUCAGGACCGUAUCAGAGCCUGAAAGUAGAUUUUUUCAAAGAUCCCCGAAAUUAGAAUUUUCGCAAAAUAAAAGCUAAUAAUGUCCGUUUCUGAUCACUAGACAGGGCCUCGUCGCAUAAAUGCCGUGCUAACUCGUAGGGGCCGCAAAACAAUUAUGUUAUUGAGAAAUAAAAACUCAACAGUGAAUAUAUUUUUUUUUGCGAAUAUUUUUUUUUAAUUUGCAUCAGCCUUAGCUUAGAUUAAAUUGAGAAAAAAGGUGAUUUAUAAUUCGCAGCUUGUGUUGAGAAUAUUUAUGUAAAAAGUACUCAUUUUUCACAUAUUUUAACGAUCAAAUCAUUUUGAAAGAAUAAUAUCUGCGAGUUCUUGAUCGAAAAUAAAGUGAAGAUUUUAGCAAAGCAGGGCUUAUCUCAAAUGAAUCAUCUAAAUAAUUAGUGCAAAGCGACUUCACGUCAACCUCAAAAAUGUUAGUUUAUCUGGAGAUUCUCCUCAAAAUUUCGUGAUUGGUUGGUGUAGUGAAUUGCGGGGAACGGCUGGAUUAAGCCAUAAAUUCCUCCCGGGCGGCAUUUUAGUCGGAUUGGUUUUUAGCCAAAAGACUUUCGACACCUUUUAACGCUCUCUGAUCCAAUAAUUCAACAAACCAAUUGGAAUUUUCAAGCAAAGAAGAAUUUUAGUUGACGGAGCUCGUUAAGGAAUCACAACGUCUGUGAGAGAAAGUUUUUCAGCUGAAUAAAUUCUGUCGGAUCCUUAGUUUGUGAAACGAACUUGCUCGCUCUAUGAAAAGAGAACUCAAGGGAUUUUCUCACAUAAGAAUGUUUUUAGUUUUUCUCCUCUCAUCUAUAUUAAAUUUGAAAAACUUGAUGUUUCACUAUUCAGUUUAGCGUGAAUAAUCGCUUCAACUUCCCGUGUUGAAUUUUUGAGCUCUUCUGAUGGUUUUAUUCUUUCUUUUUUUGACUGUUUUCUUUUUCUUCUAUUUUUAUUUCUUGCUAAUCAGUGCAUUCAUAGCCUAUUGAGAAAUGAAAAGAAAAAAGUUAUGCUGACGCACAUUGAGGCCUUUUUGUCAAAUCCAGCGGAACAAGGGUGAUUUUGAUUGGUUUUAUGAGUUUCGUAUAAAAUACAUUUCCUAUGUCAAAGGAUUCCCAUAUCAUUUUCUGGAUUAAAUUAAAAGAAAUUCAGGAUCGAUGGAAACAAUAUUAAAAGAAAUCAAAUCCGAAAAAAAAUUAUAAACUAUUGGAUUUUUUAAUGGAUGGUGAAAAAAACUCCUUGGUGAUUUAGGGAAAAAAUCAUUGUGAAAAAAAAAAAUCAUGAAAAUAUUGUUCUGAAGAUAAAUGAUGGUAUCACGAACUUUCAGUUGCUGUGGAACUUGGUUUGUCGCGUGUGCGCCGUGAGCGUGGAGCUGUACGACGUGCAGCAGAUGUCGGCCAAGGCGACCGUGGCGCGAUUCGCCUCGGCGUCGCCGAGCACGUCGACGUCGCUCACCUGGCUCCAGUACAACAACCUGCCCAUGCCCCUUUUCUACGUUCCUGAUGACCAAUAG
Messenger RNA from Caenorhabditis auriculariae, 2908 nucleotides. Lineage: Eukaryota; Metazoa; Nematoda; Chromadorea; Rhabditida; Rhabditidae. The record is from the annotation of a GenBank genome assembly.